ACGGUAAGCUUCAUGCUAAUGUUUGCUUUAGCUAGCCCUGUGUGUAUUACAUACCGUGUUUCCUCUCCACUACAGUCAUGAUCAGUCUGACACCAGAAAAGCACAUUUCGUGAUUAAUGAAUAUGAACCAAAAUAAAAGUGCAGUGUCCAGAAGCUUGUCAUAUUUAUCUAGUUAGCGCCUAGAUAUAUUUAGCUAGAUAGCGCCCUGGCUAUAGUCUUUGGAUCACUGGUGAUAAUCAAGCGACGUUCUCAACAGUGUGCGUCUGUGUUUGAUUUGGAGUUUGAUUUGAAGUGGAUGGAAAUUUACAAUUACGAUUUUCUUUCAUAUGUAUUUAACCGUGAUCGUGUUGCUGACCAUUUUGGAUUUCUUUGCGCAAGAUGUUGACAGAUGGCUCGACGCAGGAGACCGCGGACAGUGUCAGUGGUGCGAUAGACGACCCCUUGCCCACCUCCUCCACUUGUGCCACAGGAACACAAUGCAAUUUGAAGCCCUCUGGAAUGUCUCACGCUGUGCAUGUGAACCUAAAGCCCAAGAUGGUCAGUGUGGGGACUCAAACGGCCUUCAGGAUGCAGACCUCCACACCCCUCACUAGUCCUGAACAAAGUGAUGAAGAAGAGGAUCCCUCUGUCAUCAUCAGUGAUGCAUCAUGGGUGCCAGAAGACCAGAUGUCUGACGAGGAUGAGGAGGAAUUGUGUGAGGAGGAGCCAUCUGAAACUUGUCACCCCCACCAAAAGUUAAAUAAUUUAAAACCAACAUACACCAACUUUGAAUUUUCAUUUUUGAGUAUCUGGUAGUUUAAAUGACAGCCCCUCCUCCUCCUUUUUUCGUUUAGUGGCAUUGAUAAAUUCAUUGUUUGUAAAGCGGAACUCAUGGCCCUGUUUGCCAUCUGCCCGGCCUGUUGUGAGAAGUGUGACAGUGCAAUCAUGCAGCAGGGAGGAACAUUCAUCAAAAUAGAGCAGGUCUGUGCAUCAUGUGGUUACCAGCGUUUCUGGCAAAACCAGCCGAUCCUACACAGGAAUAUGCCAGCAUGCAACCUCCUUUUAAGUGGGGCCAUUCAUUUUAGUGGAUGUUUGGCCUCCCAGACAUUACGAAUGAUGACCCUGUUUGGCCUUCAGUGCAUCAGCGUGAGCACCUACUUUCGACAUCAGCGCCAUUACACGAUCCCUGUCAUCAUUCAGGCCUGGUAGAACGAUCAGGCCAAGACUCUGAGCGACCUCAGGGCAAUGGAUGGAGGCCUAGUUUUUGCUGGUGACUGCAGGUCAGAUUCACCAGGGCACUCUGCAAAGUAUGGCUCAUACUCACUAAUAGAGGAGAGAGUGAACAAGGUGGUGGAUGUCCAACUUGUUCAGAGCUCCGAGGUCCCCAACAGCUCUUGGUGUGAGCUGGAGGGGCUCAAGCGCAGCAUCAACUUGCUGAGGAGGCAGGACCUGCAUGUGUCAACCCUUGUCACAGACCGACAUCGCCAGGUUGCCAAAUGGGUGAGAGAAGAGCUGUGCCCUGAGGGAACACGGCAUUAUUUUGAUGUGUGGCAUGUUGGGAAAAGUCUGGGGAAGGCCUUGGAUACAGCCUCAAAAGACAAACAUUGUGACCAGCUACAGUUGUGGAGGCCAGCUAUAGUAAACCACCUUUACUGGACUGCAGCCUCAACCCCAGAUGGCAACCCAGCUGUGAUGGAGGCCAAAUGGAGAAGCUUGGUCAAUCAUAUCCAGGACAUCCACAACCAUGAUACCCCUGCCUUUUCCAGUUGCGCUCAUCCCCCUCUAGAGGGGGAACAACGUGAUAAAGAGUGGCUGGAACCAGGCUCAAUGGGAGCAAUAAAACUGGAAAGCAUUGUCACAAAGACUUCCUUACUGAAGGAUGUGAAACAGCUGUCUCCACAGCACCAGACUUUCUCCCUUGAAGCCUUCCACUCCCUCAUCCUACACUUCGCACCCAAGCACACUGGAUUUUCAUACCUGGGCAUGUAUAGCAGGUUAUGCAAGAUCAUUAAUCGAGGCCCUUCGGGAGAGCUACAUACAAUCACCAAAGGCUCUUCAAGAGACAGGUCCAAUCACUUACUUGUAAGUAUUUAUUAUACAUGUAUUUGUGUGUGUGAGAGAGAGCAAACCAUCAGCUGACCCGCAGGUAAGACCACACUCUUGCAAGGUAAUUUUAUGUAGAUUUUUAAUGCCUUACUCUUGACUCUUUUCAGAAGUGUUUAUUUUAUCAGGACCUGCAACUGGUCUCUCUCUUUUGUAAUGUACUGUUAUUACUAAUAAACUAAUAAACUGGUUUUAU
Messenger RNA from Misgurnus anguillicaudatus (oriental weatherfish), 2278 nucleotides. The record is from RefSeq and is a predicted model, not a curated record. NCBI's taxonomy places the organism in Eukaryota, Metazoa, Chordata, Actinopteri, Cypriniformes, Cobitidae.